AUGGAAGCAGUCAAACAUACGCUCAUAACCUUUCGAGGUCGUCUCAGUGGUUGGCCAGUUGGCAGAGUUCUCGCUGGCGUCACAGCUGCUGGUUUCACUACCUUCAUCAUCACCCGGAAUUUCCAGACCUCAUCCCGCAUGUCCCAACCAGCAACCAAGGCAGCAUUCUGGAAGGCCGGCCCUAGCUUUCUCCGUCUACGACUGCACAGUUCUGAGCAGGUUUCGCCGACCUCCAAGCGUCUGAGGUUCGAGCUUCCCACGCCAGACACCAUCAGCGGCCUGGGCCUUUGCUCUGCCGUCCUGUCCGUCGCAUGGCCAAAGGGCAGCUUCUUCCCCGUCUUAAGGCCGUAUACUCCGGUGAGCCGGCUUGAUGAACCCGGGUUUCUGGAUCUUACAGUCAAGCAUUAUUCGGGCGGCAAAAUGAGCACACACCUGCACAGCCUCUCCCCAGGUGACACACUACUCAUUGCCGCCGUAAUCCCUAGCUACAGCUGGACGCCAAAUAAGCAUGAAGACAUAACUCUUAUUGCUGGCGGUGGUGGCAUCACCCCAUUGUACCAGCUUGCCCAGGGUAUCCUCAACAACCCAGACGAUACUAGGACCAAGAUCAAUCUCAUCUACGGCGUUAACAAAGAAUCCGAGAUCCUCUUCCAGGACCAGUUCGACCAAUGGCGGCACCAGUUCCCGGAUCGGUUUAAAGCCACCUUUGUCGUUGGCAGCCCAGAGCCCGGAUCUCCUCAUGAAAAAGGCCGGAUCAAUGCCGACCUGCUGUCAAAGCAUAUGGUGCUACCCAAGACAGGAGAAAAAUCCGUGGCGACGAAAGUCUUCGUGUGCGGACCCCCCGCCAUGGAAGCUGCUCUAGUGGGUAAGAGGCACGAUGGUAUCCUCAAACAGAUUGGAUUUACCAAGGAUCAGGUCUUCCAGUUCUGA
Microsporum canis CBS 113480 is the source of this 930-nucleotide messenger RNA. RefSeq names its product NADH-cytochrome b-5 reductase. NCBI's taxonomy places the organism in Eukaryota, Fungi, Ascomycota, Eurotiomycetes, Onygenales, Arthrodermataceae. Gene Ontology annotation, molecular function: cytochrome-b5 reductase activity, acting on NAD(P)H. Gene Ontology annotation, biological process: ergosterol biosynthetic process. The transcript has 3 exons. Bases 1 to 930 code for a protein of 309 amino acids. The record is from RefSeq and is a predicted model, not a curated record.